Molecule: messenger RNA, 5745 nt
Organism: Talaromyces amestolkiae
Lineage: Eukaryota; Fungi; Ascomycota; Eurotiomycetes; Eurotiales; Trichocomaceae
Exons: 5
Coding region: 1-5745 (1914 amino acids)
Molecular function (GO): protein binding; ADP binding
Source: RefSeq, a predicted model, not a curated record
AUGCUUGGACGCCUGGAGAUGGACGUCGAUCAAUGCAUCGAAGCUUAUAAUGACCUCGCCGAAUCUGUUUUUGGCGAAAGAUUGAAACGCAUCCCGAUGACUUGGAGGGCCAAGACGGUCGCACGAUUUGAUUCCUCGAAACUAGAGCAAGCGGUACAAAAGGUACUGCGACAAGUUGGAGAGAAGGAGGAUACUUUGUUCAAUGAUAACGUGGAGCGUAGCUGCAAAACAUUCGUGUGCACCAUUGAUGAGUAUAGCAAAGACAUCGUUCGGCUCCGAAGUUACACUGUUUCGGGCGAGCCCGAAAUUCGUGCUACGAUCGUGCAGGCAGCACGAGCAACGUCCGCUGCGACCACUUUCUUCGAGCCUGUACAGAUCGGUAAUCAUACCGCAGACUUGAAGCCUCUCGUGAAAUGCUUUAUCUCCAUCGGGACGGGAAAACAAGCCACGGAAGCCAUGGAAAAGAAUCUAUUCAAGUUCUUGGGGAAGACAGUUGUGAGCAUCGCAACCGAAACCGAAAACACAGAAAAGGCCUUCAUUGCAAGAUGGCGCAAGCACUUUGAUGAAGACCGGUACUUUCGCUUCAACGUCGAGCAAGGCUUACAAGGAAUUGGUCUUGCAGAGUACCAGCAGGCUGGAGCCAUCGAGUCAGCCACGCUAUCAUAUCUGACGAACAUCCAGCAACGAUUUCGUGUACGAGAUUGUGUGGAAAAUCUCAAGAAAAAAAAUUAUGACAAAAACGAACCGUGCAUUCGUCAAAUUAGAUUAGCAAGUAUAAUGAAUGCAACUACAAUACCGCAAAGUCCAAAAGUGCCCUUCAUGGUGCCUUUCGAUCCAGACCCAGACUUUGUCCCUAGACUAGAUACAGAGGGCCGUGACAUUAUGGGCCAGCUGUUUUCCAAUUUUAGACGACGAAGACGUAUGGGACUCGUUGGUCUUGGGGGUGUUGGAAAAUCCCAGAUCGCUAUAGAGUUUGCCCAUCAGUUCCGCAACCAAAACCCCAAGGGUGCGGCGGUAUUCUGGGUUCAAGCAGGAGACUCGGAUCAUUUCAACAUGUCUUACAGCCACGUUGCGAGAGAACUCGGACUUGACACACCGGAUGAGCCUAUGAACAAUUCUUUUCAUGUCGCCGAAUUGGUUUGUGGAACGCUAUCAAACCCUGAUUAUGGGAAUUGGCUUAUGAUCCUGGAUAAUCUGGACGAUUUAACCGUUCUCAAGGCAGCCUUUUCAGAGACUGACAGUCCUCCGGCACAGAGGCGUGCAGAUUACUCCAUAUCGCAUUAUAUUCCUCGUUCCGCAAAUGGAUCGAUUCUUAUUACAUCAAGAAGCAUGUCGAUUGUGCUGGAAAUGACGAACUCGGCCUCUGCACUCAUACAUGUGCAGGAUAUGAAUACCGAUGAAGCGCAAUUGCUCCUGAAACACAAAGUAUGGCCGCAUGCCUACACAUCCGAGGAGUGCAGACAAUUCGUGGAACAUAUGGAGGGGCUACCGAUAGCGAUCACUCAAGCUGCUGCUUACAUGUCAAAAUGCCGGAUGAGUGUGAAAGAGUAUAUCGACUUAUUCGAACAAAACGAGUCCACCCAGCUUCGACUCUUACGAAAAGAAUUUAAGGACUGGAGGAGAGAUGAAAGACCUCAGUAUGCCGUGAUUUUUACAUGGCAUACAUCAUUCGACCAACUCUGCCAGCAUAACCCAACUGCGGCAAAAAUGCUAUCUAUCAUGAGCAUAUACCACCAUCAGGGAAUCCCGUCCUUUCUCCUCCGCAAGGCCGUGUCAGAUCAAAUGGAGCUCUUUGAUUCCAUCGAGCCUCUCCUAGACCUUUGUCUCAUUUCAAAACGACCUACAGGCGAAUUCUAUGAUCUCCAUAUUUUCGUAAAACUUGCUACGAAGGCAUGGCUCGAUGCUCGCGGCGAGUUAGAUACUACUCAGGAAAGAUCGCUUAAUAACAUUUUCGAAGCGUUAGACGACGUGUUCAGCCACAGGUUUUCUGAUACUCAUUUGCUGCUACCGCAUUUUGUAGAACUUAUCGAUAUCGAGGUGAAAACGGCGGAGGACAAAGUCGAGAAUGCGAUCUUUCUGGUCUUCGUGGCGGAUAUGAGAGCAGAUACUGGAGACUAUGUGGGAGCUGUUGAUCUGUACAAUCGCGCCAUAUCUAGGAUUUCUGAUGCACUGGAUUCAAACAUUGCCGUGCUGUUGAAUGCACAGUCAGGUCUUUCCUGGUCUAUGUUACAAUCUGGCAAACAAGCCAGAUCUAAAGAGAUCGCGCAGGAAGCAUACCAUGCUUUUCGGGGGAUUUGCGAUACCAGCGGUUGGGAUACGCCGAUGAAGAAAUCCAUGUUUAGGUUUUGCCUGAAGAUUGGAAAGGUGUUAGACAUCACCGGGCUCAUCGAGAAAUCUGAAGAAUGUUCGCGAGACAUCCUGAGGCUUGCAAAAGAUAUUGGCAAUAUGAAUACCCUAAAGUCUGCUCUUAGUCAGCUGAUAGAACAUUAUUGCCAUUUAGGAGAUCUCAAGCAGGCCAUGGACCUUCUCGCGCAGUUUGACGAUAUCUCUGAUACUGAUGAGCAUAUGAUUGCAUCCUCACGGAGAGUAAGAGGUUGUUAUCAUCUGCAUAAUGGUGAACAGUCUGAGGCCACGGCAAUCUUGGGAGAAGCGUGGACCGAGAGAAUAAAAACUUUAGGUGAAAGUCAUCCGUGGACUCUCAUCAGCGUGGUCAACUACCUUGCCGUCCUUAAGCAUUCGGAUCCUUUGAGAGCCGAGAAUAUUGCAUAUCAGAUUCUUCGUCAGUCAACCAACUUGUGGGGGGACGAUAAUCCAACAGUUUGGGCAAUCAAGGAACACCUGGCCACCUGUCUGAACCGCCAGAACAAUAACAAGAAAGCGCUUUCCCUGCUUAGGGAAGUCAAGGAGUCCAGAACACGAGUUGGACAUUUGGGCAACGUUGAAAACAUUUUCCUUGAAGUAAGAAUAACUCAGCUUGAGUCGAUAACGACAGGGCAAUACCAAGAUUGCCUGAAAAAAAUGAUGAGUAUUUUGAAAACUGCGAAAGAGACUUUCCCUGGUCACGUACUUCUACAUGGAACGGUGAAAAUGUCAAUAGCAGAGCUUCAUACACGUCACGGAGCACAUGAACUGGCCGAGAGUUUCUUCAAGCAGAUUUUGGAUACUUAUACUGAACAUUAUUCCGAAAUGAACUUGCAUACGUUGCAUGCCAAUCAAUUAUUUGCAGGUUUGUUGAUUUUAACACGACGACACAACGAAGCGCAACAAAUUCUCUUGCAGACGUUAGACAUCUUGAAGUCCUCGUAUCCGUACGAGACGGGGUUUAUUAUUGAGUGUAAAUGUGACCUUGCUCGGUGUUACUACUAUCUAUCAGAGAAGGGGCAGCUAGAGGAACUACACAUUGAGCUCCACGAAGCUGCGCUGUCAGGCGUAGAGGGAAUCUCUAACACAACGAGCCAGAACUCUGUAUUGCCACCAAUAAUGGACCUGGUCAGAGAACACGGGAAUAUCACCUGGGAGCUUUCAGUUUGUGAAUCCAUACUUGAGUCUAACAAGGUCGUCUAUGGCCCAACCCACAAAAUGACAUUGGCGUCUCAGAAUGAUUUGGCUCGGUGUCUACGGGGUCUCGGUCGAUAUGCCGAGGCAGAAGGAUUAGACCGUGAGACGCUUGCUUUGCGCACUCGGUGGCUUGAGGCUGAUGACCCGCACAUUCUUCUAAGCAUGAACAAUCUUGCAAUGGUGCUUGGGGAUCAAGAGAAAUGGGCAGAGGCCAGGGAUCUACAGCACGAGUGUAUUCAAGGUUCAAUCCGCGUCAUGGGCGAGAACCAUAUCGAGACGAUGAAGAGAAAGAACAACCUUGUUUGGAUACUCAAGGGUCUAAAUGAAUAUGAUACCGCAGAGACCCUCGCUGAGCAAGUGCUCCAGGAUAGAUCCAGCAGUCUCGGACCGUACAACGAAGACACAUUGACAACUCGAAGAUCUCUGAUGGACAUAUGGAGAACCAAUGAGAAGCAUUCACAAAUCAUUCAAACAUACGAGGAUUGUAUCGAAUGCCACGAAAGAGCACUGGGCGCCACCAGUUUGUUAACGUAUUGGGUCGUUUGGAACGCGGCAGACUCGUUGACUAAGGAAGGAACAAACAUUGAACAGGCAAGUCAGCUUUUCGAAAAGGUAUUCAAAGCCGAUUACCACAAAUCAGAUGCAGUUCUAUUUGACAAGUCCAUGUUCUUCCUUGCAUACUGCCGGCUUUUGUCCAGUCAACGCAGAUUUGUCGAUAUCGAGCAUGUUUCACGAGAAUUCUUAGCAGAAUAUGAGCACCGUUACGGCAUUCAAUGCCGCGAAGCGGAUACUAUUAAGUUGUGCCUCGCAACAGCUCUUCGAGAGCAGCAACGGCCGGACGAAGCUGUCGGCAUCCUCUAUCCCAUUUACCUUGCGGGAACUGAGGAGAAUAAUAUCACAUAUUGGAGUAUGAUAACUCUUGUACAGACGGUGGAUCAAGAAAGAUUCAUACAGCCGGAUGUCCUGAAUCUCAUUUUCAGAUGGAGCCAAAUGAUGACGGAUCAUGAACCGAGCGAUAUCAUGUGCAAAACAUUGGAAGAGAUGGGCAUCGUACUUUCCAAAAAGCGGCACAUAGAAGCCCACGAAAUCCUUCAACGGAGUCUCAGAGCAAGUAGCAAGUACUAUGGUUUAAACUCGAAAGAAGUCCUUACCCAAAAACAGUAUGCCGCCAAUAACCUUUGGUUCCAGGGGCUGUACUCCGAUGCAUGCCGGGAGAAAAGACUUUUGAUCGAGGAAAUGCAGAUAGCCGUUGAUUUUAACCACAGAUUGUGGCUAGAGCAACGGUUCGACUGUGCUUUCAUGACGUGUGCGUGGGGAGACAUCCACGGAGCAACUAUCGAGGGGGAGUCAAUAAUGAAGGAGUUAGCAGAGCUUAUUGGAAAGGGGGAUCUGUCAAUGAUAACACAAUAUCAAAACCUCGCUUACAUGGUCCUCCUCAACGGUGAGCCGAGCCGUUCCGAGAGAAUUGCUCGAGAUAGCCUCGAGCGAGUCCAGCGAAUACAAGACCAUAGCCACUCUACUCAGAAAUUCUGGGUUGUCCUUCCAAUAGCUCUAGCUAAACAAGGCAAAUGGAAGGAAGCCAUGAAAAUAUGCCGUGAACUCUUACUCGUGGAUAUUGAAAGACCGCAGUGGACCACUGUGUCCGAGUUCCGGGGGGUUUCGCUCAUGAGCAUAGGCAUCAUGCAAGGUGGACAGUUGGAAGAAGGUCUGCAGUUGGCGAAGAGGGUUUACACUGAGCAGAGCAGACUGUUCGGCACUCACCAUCCCGAGACACUUAACCGCUUCUUGUUUUUAGGUCUCGCUCUGUGGUACAAGGGAGACUAUAAACAAGCCAGAAUGAUUGUGAAAGGGGCCUGGCAGUCACGAAUCAUAGUGUCCGGCACGUAUAAUCCCGCCACACUUGCUGCAGCAAGCCUCCUGGGCUUGGUCCAUCGUGAUAUGGGAGAAUACAGCCAGGCUGAGCAUUUCCUGAGAAUGGCGUACGUUGGCUUUCAAAGACAGUUGCGACAGGGACAUCCAGAGCAGAGUCGGGCAUUAAGGGACUACAUCGUAUUCCUGGCGUCAUGCUGGAAAGCAGGAAAAAUCUGUGGCGAUUAUCGUCAUCACCAUCCUUCGACAUGCCAAAAUUGUUUGCAGGCUUUUAUCUGUGAUCGGGAAAAGGACCUGCAUCUUUCAUUUUGGCUUUGA